This is a messenger RNA of Pieris macdunnoughi, 2802 nucleotides long. Lineage: Eukaryota; Metazoa; Arthropoda; Insecta; Lepidoptera; Pieridae. The record is from the annotation of a GenBank genome assembly.
AUGGAGAAUGCACAAAUAGUAACCAAAUUGAAACUUUUAUUUGAAAGAAUUGCUCAACCCGCUUAUAUCUUGGACCAGCACUAUGCCGAUAAUUUUUUCAUUAAAUUAAGCUCCAAUGACCCAGAUGUGCAAUAUUUAAAAUCAUUGCCUAUGUUGCCAGAUAUGUUAAUAGCAGCCUUUUACCGCACAGACAAUUACCAUGUCACAGUGAAAGUUUUUCUUGUAAGAUUGCUGGCUUUCAUUACACAUAACGAAGUCAACUUUGCAAAAUUUAGUGCUAAAAAAGGAGAUGAUUUGGCUAAGGCUUUUGAUCAGAUUAACUCUCCUGACAUGCAUACAAGUUUGAGAGUAGCAAAUAUGGAGGUAGCCUUAGCACUUUUAAAUCACAAUUCUGGAGUUCAUUGGUUACUUGAAACUAAUUCAUGGCAAAAAAUAUUAACACUCUGUAAUGAAAAAAGAACUGUUUUUAUAGUUAGACAGACUUAUAAGUUUGUUUCAACUUUUAUAUGGAAACUUAAGAGUUUUGGUGAUGAUGCUAAUGUGAGACAUGUUCUAUCUUUCAUAUUGAAACCUGUAAUUGAUGCAGAUUUAGUUCAAAAACAAUCAAUAACAAGUGAAGAAGAGGAUGAACUGUGUAAAAUCUAUGAACCAAUGAUGCAAAUGUUGCUCACUAUUGUGAGCAAUGAAAAAGAAAUCAAAUCUCAAAACUGUGUAAUGCAUUUCCUACUGCAAGAAUUUAAAAUAGAGACAUAUUGUUAUAUCAUGCUUGAUAGAUUAAGGAGAGAAGAUAUUUGGUUGCUUACAACAAAAUUUCUAUUUUGGUCAGCUAUUGGUAAAUUAUUCCUUGUAAAAAUACUUCAGCCUGGUGUUAAAUUUGAGAAGGAAGAUUUUAUGGAAUUAGCUGUCACUUACUUUAACACAAUACACAGAUUAAUACAAAGGCGUUCUCCGAAGUUACUCUUUGACUAUUGCAAUGCAUGUAAUUUGAUUUGGGGAAGGGUGUGGAAUCGUGAAGAACCAAUAAGAUGGGACAUAAAUGAGAAACAUAUGGAAAUGCAAAAACAGUUGCUCAUAGUAAGUCUUGUGCCUCCAUUGGUGUAUGUUACUCUAGGUAAGAAUCAAUCCUUAGAUCAGAGUGAGGGUGAAGUUGAAUUGUAUAUCAAUACAAUAAUGGAAUCUACAUGUGAACAUGCAGCCCGAGCCGCCUAUGCAGUUCGCAACAUGAUGAUACAACUAGAUGUUCUGCAAGUAACAUUACUCAGUGUAAAAAGACUAACAUUCCUUGAAAAUAAUUUAAACAAUGAACAAGCAAAUAUAGUGUUUCAAGCAAUGUUCUAUGUAAUAAAAGAGUUUGAGCCAUUUGAUGAAGAAGGUUUAUUAAGGACGGAUUAUUGCUACGGAGAUGAAAUAGACAAGAUAUCAAUAAUGGCGUAUGUUCUUGAUACAUUAUUGUUUCUGAUUAAGAACUACAAUAUAAAUUGGAAAGAGAGCUUAGAAGUGAUAUGUUUGAAUGCUGUUGUGUAUAAUGUGUUGAAGAGGCCUAACUUAAGUUGUAAAUUUGUAGUAACAGCUCUUAAUGUGAUAUCAACCACAAUAAGGAAGUCACUGACUCCAAAUCUGUCUCUCCUUCUCGACACAAAGCCAGGGUCUGGAAUGCAUGAGAUUGGAAUGCUUAUAUACACAAAGAUGCAUGACCUCAACUGGGAAAUAAGAGAUACAGCUCUGGAGCUUCUUCUUGUCUGCACUGAACUGUCACUUAUCAAAUUCCCUCCAUUCCAAAAGCAGAUUAUGUCUCACAAGUUGAUAAAUGUUGCCAUGACGAUGGCACUCAAUGAUCAUGAGUUCUAUGUGAGAGUCUCUGCGCUUAAAUGCUUGGCUGCUGCAACAAAAGUCAACCUGUUAUGGGAACAAGUAACCUCUGAAUUCCCCAAUGUUCAGGAGCUUAUACUGGCGGACCUGUGCACAAAUCCUGAAGGCAUAGUUCGAAAAGAAACGUUCAUCGUGCUCUGUGAAAUAUACCAGAAUAUAAAACUGGACUAUACCAUGAAAACAGCACUCUAUGAACAAUUUUUAAAUGCCUCUCUCAGUGACUUUCAUUGGGAAGUCCAAAUAAGUGCCUUGAAGUUUUGGCGAGUUGUCAUCCACUCGUUGCUUGGAGAUCAAGGAAUGUUGGACGGCACUUUUCCUCCGGUCACCUUCUCUAUAGAAUCCAGAAAGAUUGUCACGUUAACAGACAAAGAAAUACAGAAGAGAUUACACAAGAUAUUGGACGAGCUUGCAUCUAUUGGCUGCUUAUCAAUUCUAAUAAAACUCUUGCACGAAGACACUGAAGUAGAAGUGAUGGAGUUAGCAUUAUCUAUUGCUAACGAAUUAUUGGAAAUUCUUGAUAAGUACAGGGUGCCUGGAUUUCUACGGCCUAGUGAAAACGAUCCAAAUAUUGAAGAAAUUUUAACAGCCGAAGAUAACGACUUGGAGGAAGAAGACAGCGACACUAAGAAUCUUAUUAAAUCUGAAGAUGUUAUAGAAGGCAUAAUUAAUUCUGACGAUAUGAAUUUGCUUACGAAUAUCUACGAACGUCACAUGAAUUUAAACAAUGAACCUACUGAAAUAAGAAAAAGGAAAUUUACCAAAUUUGCGACUCCAUAUAUUUUUGUAGUCUAUAUGAAGAGUUCUAAUUUUAAGGAAACUAUAGAGCGUAAGAAAAAUUGGAAAGACGGAAUUCGGAGUUUGUCCUCUUUAUUGGACGAUGUGUUAGGUAUUUACGAAGUUAAUACUGAAGUUAAUAGUUUAGAUUGUUAUUGA